Messenger RNA from Engraulis encrasicolus (European anchovy), 1860 nucleotides. It is a transcript of the gene casp10, whose product is annotated as caspase 10, apoptosis-related cysteine peptidase. The record is from RefSeq and is a predicted model, not a curated record. Bases 130 to 1785 code for a protein of 551 amino acids. Gene Ontology annotation, molecular function: cysteine-type endopeptidase activity; protein binding. The transcript has 11 exons. Lineage: Eukaryota; Metazoa; Chordata; Actinopteri; Clupeiformes; Engraulidae. Gene Ontology annotation, biological process: proteolysis; regulation of apoptotic process.
CCGUAUUUUUCCUUCCUUUUCGUUUCGGAGGCAGCUGUUACGCAUGCCAUGAAACACUACCAAAUAUUAAUCAAUGAUCCUAAUGAAGAAUUAUUUAGUGACAUUUAAUAAAACCACAAGGCCUACCUGAUGGAGUUCCAGACACUUCUUUUAAAUUUGGAGCGGUCGCUUAGUGACUCUGACUUCCAGGCCCUGAAGUUUCUGUGUGUGGAUCUAGUUGAGCGGGACUUGAGUGGCCAUGACCGUGGUGCAGAACUCUUCACCUUGCUAAUGGACCAGGAUCACUUAACAGAUGAAAAACGCUCCCUGCUCACAGAACUGUUACAAUCUUGCCAUCGACAAGACUUGAUAAAAAAGCUGGAGCUUCCAGCUAUGCUGCCUGGCGAGUUUUACAUCUCAGAGUACAGAAAACUCCUCUUUGGCCUCUCUGAGAACAUCACAGAGAAAGAGCUCGGAAGCAUGAAGUUUUUGCUCAUGAAAUCUCUGCCCCGCAAGAAACUGCAAGACGACAUGACUACUCUUCAGCUUCUUUUGGAGAUGGAGAAAGAGGACAAACUAAGCUGUGAAAACCUGGACACGUUGAGAGACAUGCUGAAAUCCAUUUGCCCUUGCUUAGUGAAACGAAUCGACAAUUUCAAGAGUGACACAAGUCAAAGACCUACAGGUAAUCAUGUAUCAGGUCAACCAUCAACCAUCGGUCCAGUGUGUCAAGAGACUGGAGGGAAAGCGAAUGGUGUGUCAUACGAGGUGUCUAGUACUGAACAUCCUGCUGAACUGUCAGAGACGUCCAUCUCAGAGUCCCACCACAGUGUCCCCACAAGUGACCUAGAAAAUAUGAGUAUUCAAAGCAGCCUGGUUGACGAUGAUGACGUACGGAGCCACAACUUGGACUACUCGUCGUUGCCUGGAGCCAGUAAUCUGAAAGAUGAGCAGUCACCUCUCAGUUCGUCACCACUUGCUGAAAUGGACCUGCCAAAAUAUGACAUGAAGGGAGACAAGAGAGGCGUGUGUUUGAUCAUCAACAAUCACAACUUUUCACGGUCUGUGAAGAAGCUAGGCAACCGAGAUGGAACAGAAUGUGAUGAACGUGUAUUAAAGGACGUAUUCACAUGGCUGAAGUUUGAUGUGGCGAUCAAGCGGGAUUGCAGCAAGCAGGAAAUGCUGAAGGUCCUGAAAGACCUGAGCCAGAGGGACCACUCCGCGGCCGACUGCCUGGUGUGCUGUGUCCUGAGCCACGGCCUGGAGGGCACCGUGUACGGGGUGGACGGGCUGGAGGUCCGGGUGCAGCAGCUCACAGAGCCCUUCGCAGGCAACGGCUGCGCGUCCUUGGUGGGCAAACCUAAACUCUUCUUCAUCCAGGCGUGCCAAGGCACCAAGGAGCAGCAGACGGUGCCGAUACAGUCCGACGGUCCCGUCGCCUGGUCGACCUCUGUGGAUGCAGCGGUGCCUGAUCAGCGGUCGUUCGCGCCCUCCAUUCCGGACGGCGCAGAUUUCCUGCUGGGCAUGGCCACCAUACCUGAACACGCCUCCUUCAGGGAUACGAAAGAUGGCACCUGGUUCAUUCAGUCACUGUGCGAGACACUGCGGACUCUGGUGCCCAAGGGGAUCGACUUGUUGUCCAUCAUGACAGAAGUGAACAAUGACGUUAGCAGGAAAGCAUAUGAUCACAGGAAGCAAAUGCCACAACCAGUGUACUCUCUACGGAAGAGAGUGGUUUUCCCCAUCCCCAGCAAACCAGCACCUAAAAGUGUCAAGCACAAAACGUUUUUUGCUAAAAUGUUUUGAUUUUUGCAAGUGGACAUCAUGUGUUGGAUUGUACAAAUGUACUUUUUAAUAUUUUUUUUAAAAAAAAUUAGUUUU